Molecule: messenger RNA, 699 nt
Organism: Erigeron canadensis
Lineage: Eukaryota; Viridiplantae; Streptophyta; Magnoliopsida; Asterales; Asteraceae
Exons: 1
Coding region: 1-699 (232 amino acids)
Source: RefSeq, a predicted model, not a curated record
AUGCCAAACUAUGCCAAGUUCCUCAAGGAACUUGUUAGUGAUAAGAAGAAGCUGGAAGAGGCGAAGACUGCAGUGAUGAGCGCCAAAUGUUCUUCUAUCAUCAAGAAUCAGAUUCCUCCCAAGUUGGAAGACCCAGGGAGUUUUCUAAUUGCUUGUUCUUUUGGUGCUUACUUGUAUGAGGCAUUGACCGAUCUUGGGGCCAACAUUAAUUUGAUGCCUUAUUCUGUGUAUAGGAAGUUGUCUCUAGGAGAGUUGACCCCUACCCGCAUGAGCAUUAGGCUUGCGGAUCGAUCUUUCCAAUAUCCCAUGGGGAUAGCAGAAAAAUUGCAAACUAAAAUGGGGCACAUGAUAUUUCCGGUCGAUUUUGUUAUUCUCAAGAUGGAAGCGAACACUAAGGUCCCUCUCAUUGUCGACUGCCCAUUCCUUAUGACCGCGGAUGCUAUCAUCUGGGUUAAGGCUAAGGAGAUUUCCUUAGGAGUCGGUGAUGACCGAGUUAUUUUUAAUGUUAAAAGAGCAUUUAAGCAUCCUUACUCUUGUGAUGAAACUUGUUUCAGGAUAGAUGUGAUUGUAGAAGAAGAUGCUUUGGAAAAGGAGCUCAUGGAUUUGUUGGACAUGGAAGAAGGUGAAGCCUUGCUAGCUUGUAGUGAAGAAGAGGAAGAGUUGGUUGGAGAGAGAUGGUGGAAGAGAUCGUGGCUUUAA